UUUAUGGAUAUCUCUAGCAAUGGAUGGCUUCACUUCGGUGCAGAUUAGCUGGACAUUGUUCAGCAGUAGUAUGUGUAGAUCAAUACGGUCAGUGCAAUUAUUGGCCUACAAUAGCUUUAGGGUGUGUGUGAUAUGGGUUAGGAUUCAAGCACUCUAGUUGCAGUUUACAGUCACUUGUUGCGUUGGUUGGAGUCUACACACUCACACGGUAGCAUUUUACUUUAUGAGGCGGAAAGUCCAGAAGGUUGUGUCACGCCCCUUCAAAUUCUAGAAUUCUACAAGCUUAAAAAAGCAGAUUCCGUCAUGGCCAGUAGCGGAGUGACAGAACAGCUUAAGAAGCUAGGACUUCUGGAUAUUGAUCCCAAACAGCAGUCAGUAGAGCUACCAGGAACUACAGAGUACGUGCGCGUUUCCCCACUAGUCAAAGAUGGGAAGCUCAUCUCAAGAUUCUACGACGGAGUUGAAUCGCUACACGACUGUUUCAUGCGUGGCUUGAAACUCUCUGCAAAUGCACCAUGUCUUGGAUGGAGGGCGAUGGAUAAUCAUCCAUACUGCUGGAUAACUUAUGAGCAGGUAUACGCUCGGGCGAUGAAUUUCGGUUCUGGUUUGAUCCAAAAGGGGUUAUCUGCUGGCAAUGACACGUACAUCGGUAUCUACUGUAUGAAUAGAGUUGAGUGGGUUCUGACCGAGCAGGGAUGUAGUAUGUACUCCAUGGUUGUUGUACCUCUUUAUGAUACACUAGGACCUGUAGUGUGUCAGCACAUCGUUAACCAAGUUGAAAUUAGUCUUGUAGUAUGUGACACAGCUAAAAGAGCUGAGAUUCUUUUAGAUCAAGCAGCAUCAAUGCCUGGCUUGAAGCAAAUCGUGAUCAUGGAAGAGGCUACUGAGGAAAUGAAAAUGAAAGCAAUAAGUCAAAACAUUGAGCUACUUCAGUUUGCAGAUGUUGAGGAACUUGGAGCAAAUAAUCGGCAAGAAAAAGUGCCUCCAGUCUGGGAGACAGUGAGCACAAUCUGCUACACUAGUGGUACAACAGGGACACCAAAGGGUGUUAUACUAACCCAUGGCAACAUCCUGGCAUGCGUAAACGCAUUCUUCAUUCACAGAGGGAGCUCAAGUAAGUUGGACCUACGCACAGAUGAUGUCUACAUAUCCUACCUUCCACUGGCUCAUAUCUAUGAGCGUCUGUCACAGGUGACUGUACUUAUAAAUGGCGGAUGCAUCGGUUUCUUCCGUGGAGAUCCAAAGAAACUUUUAGAUGAUAUUAAAGAAUUGAGACCAACAAUGUUUCCAUGUGUUCCGAGGGUCAUGAACAAAAUCUACGACAAGGUGCAACAAGGUGUGGCAGAAAAAGGAAUGGUUGCGAAAUUUCUUAUGAACACAGCACUGAGCAAAAAAACCAAGGAACUUGAAAGAGGAAUUUUCAGAAAUGACGGCUUUUGGGACAGAAUCUUUCGAAAAAUCCGGGUGAUGACUGGUGGGCGAGUUCGGUUUAUCACUACUGGUGCUGCUCCUGUUUCCCAUCAGGUCAAGAUGUUCUUUAGAUGUGCUUUUGGUGCUUCGUUAAUUGAAGGUUACGGACAGACUGAGUCUGGUAGCGUAUCAACCAUAACACUUCUAAACGAUGUGAGUGCUAACCAUGUCGGAUGUCCGCUGGUAUCCAUGUACUAUAAGCUACAAGAUGUUCCUGAGAUGGACUAUUACGCUAAAGAUUGCCAAGGAGAGAUUUGCCUGAAAGGAUUCGGGGUGUUCAAGGGAUACUUCAAUGAACCAGCGAAGACUGCUGAAACAAUCGAUGAAGAUGGUUGGUUACAUACGGGAGAUAUCGGAAAAUGGCUGCCUAAUGGACAAUUAUCAAUCAUUGACCGGAAGAAACACAUCUUCAAAAUGGCGCAGGGUGAAUACAUCGCUCCAGAGAAAAUUGAGAAUGUCUACAUCCGUAGUGAGUUUGUCUCACAGUGUUUUGUACAUGGAGACGGCCUUAAGGCGAGUCUGAUUGCGAUUGUUGUACCAGAUGAAGAAGUGAUUCCAAAACUCGCUAAGAGUAAAGGUGUCGCAGGAGACAUCAAAGAAAUCUGCUUAAACAAGGAUGUGAAGAAAGCGGUUCUAGAGGACAUGGUCAAGAUUGGCAAAGAAGCCAAACUGCAUAGCUUUGAACAGGUUAAGGAUAUAUAUCUUGAAAGUGAGCUUUUCAGCGUGGAGAACAACUUACUGACCCCUACCAUGAAAUCAAAGCGUCCAUGCUUAAAGAAGCAUUAUGCUGAGCAGAUUGAAAGCUUGUAUAAUAAUCUGGAGUAAUAUGAGUACAAAGUCACGUGAGUACAAUAAGCAAAAACUGUCAUACAGUAAGCUAGAAUUAUUCUCGCUUGUUGUCUCAGCAGAAAGGGCCUAGCCAAAGUGUGUCUUGUAACAAACCAGUAAACAAUUUUUGUUUACUUUUGUUUUUCAAUAUUUACCACUUAAAUACCUCGUUCAUUUUGACUGCAUUUUAUUAUUAAAACAUUCCUUAUUUGGCAUUACAUAUUCAGGGCAGCUUGAAGCGUUCAUUUUGAAGCAUUCAUUUGGAUCUUAUUUUAUUAUUAAAACAUUCCUUAUUUAGUAUUACAUAUCCAGGCCAGUUUGAAGCGUCACAAUUUUUCUGAGUAUAUUUCUUACAUUGUUAUUUCGGUUCGUUUGAAGAAGUUACUUUAAGGUAAGGGUUUGACUGAGCAAAAAUACAUUUUUUGUAGCAGCAAGUUCAUUUUAAUUUCUUGUUAUUUUACCAAUACCAGAAAGUGUUCUGAUAACACACUGCCAGACAUAGUUUUUAUCAACUGAUAAUUUGUAAUGUCUAUUUUUGUAUUCAUAAAAUUUGAGAUUUUCACAUUAACUUUAACAUAAUUAAUUAUUUAUAAUGUGGAUGAGUUAUUGAAAUAUAAAGCCUUCAACCAUUAGAAUGAUCUUCAAGAUUUAUGAUAUUAUUAGCGUUAAAUUGACUUUAUUUUUGAAUAUUUUGGUAACAAUAUUCUAUAUAACAUUUCCCGUAGUAUUCAGGGUAUUUUAUUUUUCAGGUUUGUUUGAUUUGUAUUUGACUUUUAUUAGCUGAACAAAGCCAUUGGGCACUUUCGGUAAACAGUAUUGUCUAAAGGUAACAAAAAUAACAAACCUGUGAAAAUUUAGGCUCAAUCGGU
Asterias rubens (European starfish) is the source of this 3167-nucleotide messenger RNA. RefSeq names its product long-chain-fatty-acid--CoA ligase 1-like. Bases 304 to 2295 code for a protein of 663 amino acids. The transcript has 20 exons. Gene Ontology annotation, cellular component: membrane; endoplasmic reticulum. Gene Ontology annotation, molecular function: long-chain fatty acid-CoA ligase activity. NCBI's taxonomy places the organism in Eukaryota, Metazoa, Echinodermata, Asteroidea, Forcipulatida, Asteriidae. The record is from RefSeq and is a predicted model, not a curated record. Gene Ontology annotation, biological process: long-chain fatty acid metabolic process.